CCGCAACAUUUAAGCUAGCUCUCUUUUCUCUCUAAACUCCAUCCUUUUCUUGUAUGCUCUUGUUAAUCUUGCUCCCUUUUUUUUUUUUUUUUUUUUUGCUUUGUGUAAAUCAUAAAUUAUUCAAUACGACUUAAAAAUGGCCACUUCGAAGACGGCUACAGCGUCUGGGAGUGCGGACCCUUCUAUCCUAGAGGAGAAAAAUGAAUAUGGCGUGCUCAAGACACCGCUUCUAGCUCCCACCGCCAGCAGUUCCGUCCCGGCAAAGCCGGCCCUUACCGCUGACCAGCAAAGCAAACAUGACUGGCUCUUGAAGCGUGUAAACGCCUGGACUGAAGUCCAAUGUGCUGACGGGAAGAGCGGUCCUUUGACCGACAGCGAGAAGAUGUGGCUCACCAGAGAAUGUCUCUUGAGAUACUUGAGGGCUACCAAAUGGCACGAGAAGGAUUCAGAAAAGCGACUGCUAGAAACUCUAGCUUGGCGGAGGGAGUACGGGGUCGAGGAGUUAACUGCAGAAAACAUUGGCCCCGAAAACGCGACUGGGAAACAAAUCAUCCUGGGCUACGAUAAGCAAUGCCGUCCCUGCCAAUACCUUAACCCAGGACGCCAGAAUACAGACGUCUCUCCUCGCCAGGUUCAGCACCUGGUUUUUAUGCUCGAACGGGUUAUCGAAGUCAUGCCAGCUCAGCAAGAAACCCUCAGCCUUCUUAUUAACUUCAAGCAGGGCAAGAACCGCACAAAUACAGCACCUGGCAUCGGCCAAGGUCGCGAGGUCUUGCACAUUCUCCAGACCCACUACCCUGAGAGGUUGGGUCGGGCGAUGAUCAUCAACGUUCCAUGGGUCGUUUGGGGCUUCUUCAAGCUUAUCACACCCUUUAUCGAUCCGUUGACCAGGGAAAAGCUAAAGUUCAACGAAGACAUGGCACAGUACGUACCGAAGGAGCAGUUAUGGAAAGAAUUUACAGGUGGCGAGUUGCAGUUCGAAUAUGAUCACGACACUUAUUGGCCCGCAUUGCAAAGCCUUUGUGCUGAGAGACGUGCCGAGCAAGUGCGGAGAUGGGAAGCUGGAGGGAAGCAGAUCGGCGAAAAGGAGGACUAUCUCAAGGGUUACGAUACCCAAGGGAUAUCGUCAUCGUUUGGAUCUUCGACUGAAGUAACCGCCUAGGCCAAUGUCGCAACUUGGAAAAGAGGUAAGGCUCUAGCAAAGAUUUGACCAUUCCUAGACGGGUUGAGCGGCCGAAGAAUCGAACCGUAUAGAGGAGGCACCCCUUCAUUGAUAGAAAACUAUCCAUAUUAACUACACGCAUUAGCAAUAGCAUGAUGAUAACUACCACUUUUUACAAGUGGUAGAUGGCUGAGCAGGCAGCCAGAUGUAUACCUAGCUAGAUAUAAUAGAUAAAUAUUCACUAAAAGUGGUACAUCA
Molecule: messenger RNA, 1420 nt
Organism: Hypoxylon fragiforme
Lineage: Eukaryota; Fungi; Ascomycota; Sordariomycetes; Xylariales; Hypoxylaceae
Product: CRAL/TRIO domain-containing protein
Exons: 2
Coding region: 137-1162 (341 amino acids)
Molecular function (GO): phosphatidylinositol transfer activity
Source: RefSeq, a predicted model, not a curated record